GCGUGCUUUGUAUGUGUGCCUGAAAUGAAACUCAGUGUCUUUUUCCCUUUUUUUUUAUUACAUUAUUAUUACUUUUUCCCUUGAAAUGAUCCCCUUUGUAGAUUAUUACUGCUCUUGUUCAACCAAGGAUAAUUUGGAGGGAAACAGUGACGAAAGUACAGAAUCCGUCACUGGCUUACAUUUGCUUUCAAAAAAGGCCAAAAACUAUCUUUAUCCACUCUCUCGUUUAUAUUUUUGUGAAGAUUGUCAUCAGAUUCGUUGUCCCUCUUGUGUACAAGACGAAAUAGUAUCUUAUUAUUGUCCAAACUGUCUUUUUGAGGUCCCUACUGCAAGUGUCAAGAGUGAAAAAAACAGAUGUGCUCGUAACUGCUUUCAAUGUCCUAUCUGUCAAAACACUCUUUCUGUUGUUGCAUCUCAAGAACCUAACCAGACAUCAACAACAGUAACAGCACCAGCAGGUCCUUACUUCCUGGCUUGUAAUGUCUGUAGGUGGACUUCACAAGAAAUUGGCAUGACAUUUGAAAAACCAACUAGUUUAGCACUACAACUUCAAAAGAACGAAGAGGCUUUACCGGACGCUAAAGAGUUUGAUCAACUCAAGGAACACUUUGAAAAGCAUCUCCGAGUGAAUUCAGUACCGUCUUUGACUACCAGUUUCUUAUCUUUCACGAGUUCAUCAGCAUUUAAUAAAUACAUGCAUAAUGAUUCUUCUGGAUCAGGAGGCAAAAUUGAUGAUAUCGACGGAUAUGAGCCUAGUGUACAAAUACCAGAUGAUGAUCUCAAGCUGUUGGACUCUAUGAUUACUUUGAGAAAUAUAGAUAAAGUAUCAACCUUAACACAGAGAUCAACUCAACUUCAUGAUCAACCAUAUGAAUUAGGAAAGAUACACCCUCAACGUAUUCAUCUCGCCAUCAAACGAUCUAAACGAUGCCGCACCUGUAGACACAUCCUGAUUAAACCAGAGCAGAAAGCACAGGCAACACGAUUCAAGAUAAAGUUGGUCGCUAUGAACUAUAUACCCAAUAUCACCUUAAUACCCAAAAAGAAUUGGCCACUGCAAGUCAAUGUACCCACUCAGAUCUUGCUCAAGUUCACUAAUCCCUUGUAUGAAGAAAUGCACAUCACAUUGGCAACGCCACUACUAAAAGAGAAUGCCAGUGGUAGAGUGACAAUUCUGUCUCCUCAUUUUACAGUGGGAGCAUAUAAUGAGACGAUGGAAUACGAUGAUGAAAUGUAUCCUCGACGCAAUAAUAAUCACUUGAGUGUAAAUAAUAAUUUCAUGAAUAUCGAUGGUGUUUAUGAAAAGAGAAAUAAUUAUACAAGCAUCAUUAUCGAGGUGGUGCCUGAAGAAAAAGGGGAAUUUAAGUUGCCCUUAUUAGUGACAUAUAAUUACAAGUCAGAUGAGGAUCGUAUGGACGUAUCCUCUGGAGAUAUUGAUGCAGAUGAUAUUAUGGAUGAUACAGAUGAUAAUAGUAGUUUGGGUAAAAAGUCUAAUAUAAGAUUAGAAGAUGAUAAAAUCAAGAGCUAUUCAUUUUGGUGUUUGAUUGGCCUUGGAUCAACUGAUUAAAAGCAAUAAAAAGCCCAUUUAAUGUUAUUUUAUCCAAGUAAAAGUUCAUAAAUUAUAACAAUGAUGUUUAUACCAAUUAAUGGAA
Molecule: messenger RNA, 1652 nt
Organism: Rhizopus microsporus ATCC 52813
Lineage: Eukaryota; Fungi; Mucoromycota; Mucoromycetes; Mucorales; Rhizopodaceae
Product: dynactin p62
Exons: 7
Coding region: 86-1567 (493 amino acids)
Cellular component (GO): dynactin complex
Source: RefSeq, a predicted model, not a curated record